Molecule: messenger RNA, 3311 nt
Organism: Oxyura jamaicensis (ruddy duck)
Lineage: Eukaryota; Metazoa; Chordata; Aves; Anseriformes; Anatidae
Gene: RAB33B
Product: RAB33B, member RAS oncogene family
Exons: 2
Coding region: 51-731 (226 amino acids)
Biological process (GO): Rab protein signal transduction
Cellular component (GO): endosome; Golgi apparatus
Molecular function (GO): GTP binding; GTPase activity
Source: RefSeq, a predicted model, not a curated record
UCGGCGGGGCGGGGCGGUUGGAGGCGGGGGGGGGGGGGGCGGCGGCGGCGAUGAUGGCGGCGGCGGCCGAGCUGGAGUCGUCGCUGGAGCUGAGCCUGCCGGGCAGCGGCAGCCUGCCCCCGGCGCGCUCCCGCAUCUUCAAGAUCAUCGUCAUCGGCGACUCCAACGUGGGCAAGACGUGCCUCACCUACCGCUUCUGCGCCGGCCGCUUCCCGCAGCGCACCGAGGCCACCAUCGGCGUGGACUUCCGCGAGCGGGCCGUCACCAUCGACGGCGAGCGCAUCAAGAUCCAGCUAUGGGAUACAGCAGGCCAGGAGCGCUUCAGAAAGAGCAUGGUGCAGCACUAUUACAGGAAUGUACACGCUGUCGUGUUUGUGUAUGAUAUGACAAACAUUGCCAGUUUUCACAGUCUGCCAUCGUGGAUAGAGGAAUGCAAACAACACCUCCUUGCCAACGAUAUACCACGGAUUCUUGUUGGAAAUAAAUGUGACCUGAGAAGUGCUAUUCAGGUACCUACGGACUUGGCCCAGAAGUUUGCUGAUACUCACAGUAUGCCGUUAUUUGAAACCUCUGCCAAAAACCCCAAUGACAAUGACCAUGUGGAGGCCAUUUUUAUGACACUGGCUCACAAGCUUAAAAGUCACAAGCCAUUAAUGCUUAGUCAACCCCCAGAUCGUGAUCAAAUACAUAUAAAGCCUGAACCAAAACCUGCCAUGACCUGCUGGUGUUAAAUGUCACUAUUUAUUAGCUCUCACCUUGUCUUGUUUGCAAAUGCUCCAAAAUUAUCGUCUUGGCACAGAUCCAGGGUUUGGUAGCAAUUAUAGGAAAUCUCUUUGGCACUUUACUGUGUUUUUUUUUUUUUUUUUUUUUUUCCAAGUGUAGAUGUGCCUGUCUCAUUUUCUUGCACUUUGUAAUUGUACUUUCUGAAUUACUGAAGUUUCACUAUAAAUAUACAGGAAUGUAAACUUUCAAGUGAAGUAUUGACAAAGCAAUUCUUCUAGAGCUCUUGCUGCCUGAGAUCGUUUUUGUCACUUGCGGUAAAGCUAUAUAUAGUAAGACAGUUUACUAACACUUCUGGUUGCUACUUGCAUUGGAAUAAUGUAGGAGGAAAAGUGUUUUGGGACAGCAGAAUAGCUCGAUUUUUCAGGUCAGUGAGUGGGGAGAUUUUUAAUGUCUGAAGGAAUAUUUGAUGACUGCUAGCAAACUGAUAAGCAAAUACCUACUUAUAUAAAAAACAAGCAAGCAACGGGACUGUCAGAUAAAGUCUGGGCUUCAGUGUAAGUGCAAACUGCUGGCUUUCACGGCAUGUCAUUCCAUUGUAAACUUUGUUUCUUCAUGGCAGUGGUAAGAGAAUUGACAAACUUGUCCAUACCUCUAGACGAUUAACUGAUAACUUAAAAGUUCAUAAAUUUUUCAUAAUUAACUUGUAAGACUAAACUAUAUGCAUUCCUUCAUAUGAAAAGUCCUCUAGCACAGGAUAUGGGGGAAGAUCUGGGACUAGAACUACCCACAGCUUCUUUGGGCUUACCAAAACUUCAAUAUUCAGUGAGGACUGACUUCUAAGGAUGCUGUUUUUGAGUUGUGUCCCAGUGUAAGUGAAAACACUUAAGAAAAUAAAAAAUGGAGUGAGGUUGCCAAACGCAUAAUGGUUUUUAAAGAUACAUGUUUCAGAGGAUGCUAGUGUUGAUGCUUUUCAAAUAUCUUGAAAAAGACAACUUUUUACAAACCAACUUGAUAACAUAUUUUAAGGAUGAAAAUGCUUAGGACAGAAUGUUACUUCUCAUGCCCGUUUUGACGUACAAAGUUGUGCCUUAUUUAUUGAAAAUGUCAAGGCUGCCAUAGUCUAAUGAUCUGUAUUGUUUUGUGCUAGAAUAUGUGAAGGCUUCUGUGCAAAGGAACUACCAGCUUCUGUAACUGAAGGUCGAUUUGCUUGCAUAAUGGUAAGACAGUAUCAUCCAUUUAAAGAGUAGGGAAUAUGGGUUUUACUUUAAAUAUGUAUCAAUGCAAAAUAAAUUAGAUCUUGAAAUAUAGAGAAAGUCUGCCAAAUAGGUAAUCCAUUACCGAUUUUUGGCUAAAAAUUGCUCAUGUAAUGUCAUGGCUGUAAGUUGGGCAUCGAUGGCAUUACUAAUAUGAGUUAGUAAUCGCUCUUCUAGAACCAUCUUCUGUGUUCUUGUAAUUGCAGCCAUUUCAUUCGGUUCUGUUCUGUGAAGGUCAAGUUUCAUAACAAAAAUGGUGCUAGGUUGCACACAGCUACAUAAUGUGAAGUGUAAUCCGUACAAUUCAGUCUGUGACUUCGUAUGCCAUGAGCAAACAAUAUUUUCUGACUUAAUUUUUAAACGAAUUUAAGUAAAAAUGAAGGUUUUUGAUUUGCAGUGUGAAGUGCGUGAUGCUGACUGGAAACUAAAUGUAAGGCCCAGUUUAGAAGCCACCAUCCUAUUGAUUAUUAGAAACAAAUUACUGAAGCAAGCUAACUUUUGAACUAUUAAAAUUACUAAGUUCUAAAUUCUAUUGCAAGUGUUUUAUUGAUAAAGGGAAAAAUGCAUUGACUUUUUUUUCCAGACUUAGAAGUAGCAUUAAAUUUGGCCUAAUAUGAUUGGGAUGCUUAAAAAGAAUCUAAACAAAAUAUCUUUUUCCAUAUAAAGCUGCUACAACUAUGACAGUAAUUUUGUUUAUGCAAGACCUGUUAAAGGGAAUUUUUUUAGAAAAGGAUUCAUCUGACAUUUAUGUGUAUAAUAUUAUAUAUAAACAUGGUUUACAGUCCUCUUGGACAAUUUAUUUUUCACUCACAUUCUUACUAAUUCUUCUCGAAAGUAUCAAUCUUAACUAUUUGUAUAGUACUAAUUAUGUCAGCAAGCUUUUUUUUUUCUAAUAAAAAAAAACAGAAUGAAGAAUUCCAAAGUCAGUCAGGUUGGGAGCUGAGGUAAGGAAAUUAUGUAGAUACAAUGUUAAUGUUAAAUUUGGUAUCAGACAUCUGCAAAUCUGUAAAGCUUUGAGUUACUCGCAACCUGUAAAUAAGGGGCCUCAUGUCAUUAAAAUUGUGUAAAAACAAUGUUUUAACUAUGUAAUCUUGUCUUCAGCACAUAGCAUGUUUUAACGGUUCUGCCAUAAUGUGGUCAUUGAUUAAGGAUUCAGUGUGCUUCCUGGCUCUCAGUAGUAAUGUUCUACCAACAGAAUUGAUGUCAAAAGUACCGAAUACUUUGUAUACAUAUUUUCACCUUACCAAAUUGUAAAAUUGGGUUAUUUUGUAUGUGUUGGGGAGGGUAAGACACAAUCCCAGAAACCUAAUAAACUGGCAUUGCCACAAACUGUUA